Messenger RNA from Notodromas monacha, 8326 nucleotides. NCBI's taxonomy places the organism in Eukaryota, Metazoa, Arthropoda, Ostracoda, Podocopida, Cyprididae. The record is from the annotation of a GenBank genome assembly.
AUGCGUGAUCAUGAACUGAUCAGAAAUGUAAACCCGAAAGCUAUGAUUGCUUCAAAUUAUUCCAAGCAUCCCAAAGAAUACCAGCUCGCCGCAAUGCAUGGAUACAAAGGCUGCUGUCAAUACGAAAAUGGGUUUGUGGAAGCAGCGCUGGAAAGCUUCCACAAGGCAAUCAGCUACAGGUUGGACUUCUGGCAAGCGUGGUGCAAUUUGGGAAAUGUGUAUGUCGCCAAAGGAAUGAUCACGGAAGCGGAACACUGUUACAUGACUGCGCUCAAGUUCUCCCCAUCCCAGCCCGAAUGCCUCAACAAUCUCGGGAACAUAUUGCGAGAACGAGGCCGGUUCCAAGAAGCUCGAGCUCAAUAUGAGCUUGCUGUCAAAGUGAACCAAUCCUUAGCACCUGCUCAUUCGAAUCUGGGCACGUUGGCGCAGCAACAAGGAGACCCAUCAGGUGCUGUGAAUCACUACACGAGGGCAAUCGAGGCUCAGCCGUUGUUCGCAGAUGCUUACACCAACUUGGGUAAUGCCAUGAAGGAGCUCAAGAACGACGGAGCCGCGGUCGAGUGCUUCUUGAAAGCCAUCGAGAUCAAUCCCGAGUACGCGGAUGCCCAUUUGAACUUGGGAUCCAUGUUGAAGGAAGGCGGCCACAUUGAAGAAGCCGUCUUGUCUUACCGCACUGCACUCUCGAUCAAACCGGAUUUCCCGGACGCGCUGUGUAACCUGGUGCACAGUCUGCAACUGAUUUGUCAAUGGGACGACUAUGACAAGUUGCAGCAAAGGGUACACCUUCUGGUCACCCAUCAGCUGUUGGAAGACCAAGGGGUCCCCAGCGUGCAUCCGCAUCAUUCUAUGCUUUAUCCAUCACUUUCGCCGCAGAUUCGGCUUGAAAUUGCUGCCAGACACGCCAAACGAGCUUCAACCCGCACCCCGGUGCUCCCUCCGUACACACUAUGGAAAAAUUCUUGCGAAGAUGUUUCUGGUCCGAUUCAACCCGGCUGCGUCGUUAGGAACACUGAUGUGGGGUCCGAUUUGACGGUAGAAUCCUUUCGGGGAACUCCGACGUCGAACAAGAGCUUCUUGUCCAAUAUUCGGGUCCUUCCAGGAGACUCCUUUUUGAGUCGUUUGGGUCGCAAGACGAUGCUUCUGAUCAACUCUGCUUCGUGCGACGAUGAAUUGUUCAGGAAUUCAGAGAGUGUUCAUUCAACGAAUCUCUCCAGUUCGUCUGAGUCACUUUUGCCGUCUUCACGAAAGAAGUCUGGUGUCAAGUGUGAAUUGGAAGACUCACACUCACUGGCCGUUGCGUGUCGAGAAGCUGCUGUCGAAUCCUCGAGGGAAUUGCAUGAAAACUCGCGUGAUUUGAUCAACUUUCCCGAAAGUGUUAAAUCGAAGAGUUUCUCGGUACGGCGGGGGAUGCGAUCCGAUAUGUUGAUCCCCGAUGAGACGGAGAAUCAAUGUCGCCGUUUUAAAAUUGCCCCUGAACAUAUCCGGAAAAACUGCGACCGUUCUGAUCUCAAGAAUGAUUUGAUCCCUAGAAUCUCGGGCCCUGAUGAUGAUAACCGUGGGAAUACUAGAUUCAGCCCGGGGACUUCGACUCAUCUUCGGGAUCGCAGACUGAAGAUAGGCUACGUGAGUUCGGAUUUUGGGAAUCAUCCAACGUCGCAUUUGAUGCAGUCUGUGCCUCGAGUGCACGACAGGACUCGGGUGAAGGUGUACUGCUAUGCAACUAGUGGAGACGACGGAUCUGAGUUCAGACGUAAUGUGAAACAGGGAGCUGAUGAGUUCUUGGACGUGUCUGAAAUGAGUUCCAGAGAAGCUGCUGAGCGGAUUAGGCGGGAUGGCAUCCACAUCCUCGUCAACACGAAUGGAUACACCAGAGGCGCGAGGACUGAGAUUUUUGCUGCUAAACCAGCACCUGUUCAAGUUUUGUGGCUCGGUUACCCGGGAACCAUGGGAGCGUCUUUCAUCGACUACAUCGUGACCGACCCCGUGGCGACCCCGCCGGAAAGCGCGGGACAUUUCAAGGAAACCCUGGCGUACCUGGCGUCCUCCCACUAUGUCGGCGAUCACGCCGCCAUGUUCCCACACGUUGCUGAAAAGCUCGCCGUGGCGGUCAACAGGGGAAAUGAAAGUGACAAGAUCGUUCUCAAUGCUCGAGGUCUUGUCAGCAAGUUGUAUUCUGCUGGAGCAGUGACGUUGCGUAUGGCGUCCGGACCCACCGAUGGAGUCGGCAACCCCGGGAACGAGUGUUUGCUUGGUGACGAGGUCAUGGGACAAAUUCAGAAUCCGAAUGACCUUUUCAAGCGAAACAUUUGCUUCCAGGUCAUGUUGAAGAAUUCGCUGGUGGAAGUGACUGUGAAUGGCGUCACAUAUCAAAACGGUGCCCAAGUGAGCGACAAGAAAGUUGCCAGAGGAGAACGAGUCCCGAGGACAGUUAUGGUCACUUGCAGAUCUCAAUACAAUCUUCCCGCGGACGCAGUCGUUUACUGCAAUUUCAACCAACUCUACAAACUGGAUCCUAGAACAAUGCGUCUUUGGUUCGAGAUUUUGAGACGAGUGGAAAAAUCCUGCCUCUGGUUGCUGCGGUUUCCUGCUGGUGGAGAGAAGAACAUCCGUAUAUUUGCGAAUCAAGAAGGGAUUCCGCAAUCUAAAUUAGUGUUCUCAGAAGUCGCCCCAAAAGAGGAACACGUGAGGAGAGGCCAGUUGGCGGAUGUCUGUUUGGACACACUUUUGUGCAAUGGACACACCACUGGUCUCGAUAUUUUGUGGGCUGGAACGCCGAUGAUAACGUGUCCUGGAGAAACAUUGGCAUCGAGAGUCGGAGCAUCGCAGUUGACAGCGCUUGGUCUGCAAGAACUGAUUGCGAGUAGUGAUCAAGAGUAUGUUGACAUUGCUGUCCGUCUCGGGUCGAAUAAAACCAAGUUGCAGAAAAUUUCAAGCAAGCUGUUGGAAAACCGCCGGAACUCCUCGGUUUACAACGUUCCUGGAUUCGCGAAACAACUCGAAGAUCUUUUUGAAAAAUUGUGGAAAGAAAGUAAUAUUGCUGGAGACCAAAUGCUGCACAUCGAAUCUGAAAAUGCUGGCUUUGACAGUGAAGGACAACUAACAUGGACUAUGAUGUUGCAGAUGUCGGCCUUGCCAGACUGUCAUGGCGGUGCCAUGUGUAGCUGGCUCGGGCACCGAAGUUGGAAUAGCUCCUACGCGGGAAUGAAGAAUAAAGAGAAACUACACCACCGAGUGAAUGCACUGGUCAUCGAAGGAGACGAAGUGAUCAACAUUAUGGCGGCUUUUUAUUUCAAGAUCUUUUCUUCACCCCUGUUUAAUGCCAAUGGCGUAAUUUUGCACAUUCGCACUGAUUUGUCGGUAUAUCAACAGAGGAAAGAUCUGUACGGCAAGGUGAGAAAGAUGAACGCAUUGUGGAUGCGACAAGUGUUUCAAAAUGUAGCUUGUUCAGUGACUCUCGGACCAAGAUCUUUCGUUUGCCAAGCUACACCGGUCCAACGAAAGGUGUCAACAAACGCCGGUCCACCGAAGGUUCUUAUCACAGGUGCACUUGGGCAGUUGGGACGAGGUCUAGCUAAGAUUUUGCGUGCCAAGUUUGGGAGCGAUAAUGUCAUCAUGUCUGACAUUGUGAAGCCGGAUUUCGACAUUAUGCGAAGUGGGCCUUAUGUAUAUGCUGAUAUUUUGGAUGGAGAAGGGUUGCACAACAUCGUCGUCACGCAUCGAAUUGAUUGGCUUAUUCACUUCAGCGCUUUGUUGAGCGCGAUUGGAGAGCAGAACCUAAGACUUGCAAUGAAAGUCAACAUCGAAGGUGUCCACAACAUUUUGGAGGUGUCCAGGACGCAUAAACUCCGCGUGUUUAUUCCGUCUACGAUCGGUGCGUUUGGACCAACGACGCCCUUGGAGAAUGUUCAAGAUUUCACGAUUCAGCGACCAAGAACAAUUUAUGGAGUCGCCAAGGUGCAUACGGAGUUGCUUGGGGAAUAUUAUCACGAACGUUACGGACUAGACUUUCGCUGUCUUCGGUUCCCGGGGGUCAUCAGCUAUGAAACUGCCCCUGGAGGUGGAACAACCGAUUAUGCUGUGCAGAUUUUCCACGAUGCUUUGAAGACGGGGAAGUACGAAUGCUACCUGAAACCCGAUACGAUGUUGCCCAUGAUGUACAUUGAUGACUGUUUGCGUUCUUUGACUGAGAUGAUGGAAGCUGAUGAAGAAAACCUGAAACAAAGGACGUACAAUGUUGCAGCUAUGAGUUUUACCCCUCAUCAACUGGCAAACAUGGUCAGAAAAUUUGUCCCACAGUUGAGGAUUACUUAUAACCCGGAUUCCCGUCAGCAAAUUGCUGAUGGUUGGCCAAAAAUGUUUGAUGACUCAAAUGCUCGUCGAGACUGGGGCUGGAGUCACGACUACGACCUGGAAAAGAUGUGUUCAACAGUGAUCAGUGGUAUUCGAAGGCUGCGGCGAGAAUCCAAUACCGCGCUUCCAAUUGACUAUGACGUGGAAGUUAAACAAGCUUUGGAUCUGCACAGACCCUCUGGGGAACCUGGAGAACAGAAGGAAAUCAUUCAACAAAUCUCCGGAUAUUAUCAGUUAUCCGGCAUGCUUUCUGAUGUUGGUCUAGCAUUGCGAGAGAAGUUAUUGGAGAAGUGCGCAUCCUUGUUUCCCGUACCUCAAGACACUGAAGGCGCGAGUGAAGAUGCUUCGGAUGGCUUCAGUUUGACGGAAAAAAUACAGGAGCACCUGUCAUGGUGCGAGGAAGAACUAGCUGCUGAAUUUGUGUUUCCCGUUGAUGCAGAAUGGCUGAACGUUUCGAAUGCCCCUGAUGUCGACGAUGAUUUUCGGGGAAACGUGAUCGUACUAGACUUCUUCACCUACUGUUGUAUGAAUUGCCUGAACGUGCUUCCUGUCCUUCAAGAGCUGGAAACGAAGCAUGCGGACGCAUCCGCCGGUUUACGAGUGGUUGGCAUCCAUUCCGGGAAGUUUGAAAAUGAGAAACUUGGAGAGAACGUUGUGUCGGCCAUAGAAAGACACGGUAUAGGUCACCCCGUCAUCAACGAUUCGGAAAAUAAACUGUGGAAUGAGAAUGGAAUUUUUUGCUGGCCAACACUCCUAUUACUGAGUCCAGGAUUGAAACCUAUAUUUGUAUUCAUUGGUGAAAACGUGAAAGACGCAUUAUUCAGCGUCGUUCCGGUUGCGUUAGAAUAUUACCGAGCAAAGGGCACACUUUUCGGUGCAGAUAAAUCUAUUGCCCCAGCAGCUAAAAAUCGAAACUUACAUCCAGGCUCUAUUGUGCGAUUUCCCGGGAAAGUUGUUGGUUGUGGGGAUCAGAUCUUCGUAGCGGAUUCUGGGAAUAACCGCGUACUGAUAUGCAGCGAGACUGGGCUUAUAAAAACUAAUUUUGGAGAAGAAGCCGCAUUUUUAAACCCUCAAGGAAUUGCCUAUUCCGCGCGUCUAAAUCAUUUGUUCGUGGCUGAUUUGGGGAAUCAUCAAAUCAAACGGAUUGACCUGAACGAAGGGACUGUGGAGGCCCUCGCUGGCCGUGGAACAAGUGGCUCAUCCGCCAACCUCAAUGCGCCGUGGGACGUGUGCAUUGGACCUCCUCCGAAUGUCGCCGUUCUCCAGAUGCUGUACAAAGAAAAUCCUAUGGAAUCUCUCGGGAAAUUGUGUGAAGUGAGUGCAUCUGUUGAUGAAGUUCUGUACGUCGCCGCGGCUGGUUCUCAUCAAGUAUGGAUCAUUGUCUACGACGGCGUUUUGUCCGGGGUUGCCUUUCGCUUUGCGGGCUCUGGUUGUGAGGAAAUCCGAAACAAUUCCUACCCACAUCGUGCUGGGUUUGCGCAACCUUCUGGAAUUUGUUAUUCUACGGAAACCAAUUGUCUUUAUAUUGCUGACAGCGAAAGCUCUGCCGUGCGGGAAGUCAGCUUGAGUACAGGUGCUGUCAAAACUGUUGCGGGUGGUUCGAAGGAUCCGAAAAACCUGUUCGAGUUCGGUGAUGUUGACGCAGAAUCCGGAAAAGACGCUCGUUUUCAGCACCCACUUGGAGUUACUUGGAACUCCGCCAAAAGCUGUGUUUUUGUGGCUGACUCUUACAAUCACAAAAUCAAAACUUGUGAUGUGCCUGGUGGUGCAACCAAGACCGUGUAUGCCUCUGCGCAUAAUUCAGAAUUCGGUGGGAUUGCUUACGACGCAGUCAAAAAUUUGCUUUAUGUUGCGGACACAAAUCAGCAUACUAUUUUAGUUGGAGCUAUGGUGAAUAAUGUUCUGGAAUUUAAGUCACUUCCUGUGCGGGAAAAAUCUGGGGACGGAGAUAGGGUUUGGAUGGAAGCGAAGAAGCUGCGUGUGAGGGGCACGUUGGGUUUGAAUUUUGACGUGUUGCUGACAAAAGGUGUUAAAUUGAAUGAAGCUGCGCCGCAGAAGUUGACUUAUCGCGUUUUGGAUGCCAAUGACAAAGUUGUGACGCAACACCUGGAAAUUUUUUCUCCGGAUAGAAAGUACGUAGUCGUUGGUGAUACGUUGCCUUGUGGAAAAUCUAAGCUGCUCGCUGAUGUUCGACUAGUUCUUUGUGCGGACGAAUCAGGCAUGUGCUUUCCUGCGGAUGUAAAGUUUGGGCUUCCGAUUGUCGUUUCUAAGGAAGAAGGCGACACGGAGUGUACCAUGACUUUCUACAAAAAAACAAGUGCUGCUUUCCCGUCGAAGCAUUCCGUCAAAACAGAAGAGUCCUUGUUUUGGGAGUCACUUGGGCCACCUGUGACGGUCAAAGAAUUUGGAGCAAUCCAGAGUUUACGAUAUUCGCCAGCUGAACCAAAUGUGCUUGCCGUGUCUUCUUCUGCGAAGAUUCAAUUGUUGAAUACAGCUAUUCACCAAGUUGUGAAAACAUUCACGAAGUUUAAAGAAGCUGCUUUCGGAGCCACGUUUAGAGGUGAUGGGCAAAUACUAGCGAGUGGCGGAGAUGAGGGCGUUGUCAAACUCUUCGACGUGGAGAAAAAGACGCUGCUUCGAGUUUUCAAAGGACACGAAAACUCAAUCCGUCGAUGUGAAUUCUUGGGAGGUGGCGAGCGGAUCGCAAGCUUUUCGGACGACAAAACCGUGAAAAUCUGGGACGUUGCCACUGAAGCUAUCGUGCAAUCUUUCGAAGAACACACUGACUUUGUCAGAGCAGGAUGUGUUAAUCCUACCAGUCCAGAUCUGAUAAUAUCGGGCUCUUAUGACCACAAAGUUAAGCUGAUUGAUUCACGUGUUGGUGAUUGCAUCGUGGAUAUCGACACCGGGUUGCCUGUCGAAGCCGUUGCGUGUUUUCAGAGUGGCGCUUAUGUGUUGACCGCGGGUGGAAAUGCGGUUCAAAUUUGGGACCUUUUGGCUGGUGGCAAAAGGGUCGUGAGAUUGCAACACCAUCAUAAAACAGUGACUUGCUUAGCAUUCACGUCAGAUUAUCACCAGUUCGCCUCUGGUUCGAUAGAUCGACAUGUUACAUUUUAUAACGCGUCAACGAUGUCCGUCGGGCAUAGCGUCGACUAUCCUUCACCUAUUCUCAGCUUGGCGAUCUCCUCGGAUAAUCAAACAGUGGUCGUCGGAUCUGUCGAUGGAUUUCUAACGGUACGUCAUCGUAUGACGGCAGAACAAAAGCUGACAAAAAAGAUAGAAAAAUGGCGACAUCACCGUGCAUUACCAGAACCGCCAAAGGUGGAACUCCAGCCCGGAGACGUGGAAGUGGAGGAAAAAGAAAACAAAACGAAGCUAGAAAGUUUUGACAAGAAAUUGAAGGCGUUCGAGUUCAGAGCGACCUUGACCACUGUGCUGACAAAGAAAAUGAUGCAAAGACCCGAGACUGUAGUCGCUGUAUUUCGGGAAUUGAUCCGUCGCGGUGCCAUGAAAAAAGCGCUAAGGAAUCAAACCGAGAUCACGACAAAGAAAUUUUUGGCUUUUCUGACCUCGAAAAUCAUUGAUCGACAUGUCUACUGUGAAGAGGGCUGCAAAUUCUACGCUGCUCUGAAGCCCAAGCUGGAAAAACUCAGAAACCUUUUGGCAGCAGAAGAAAAGUGCAUUGAGUCUUUGUUCGAAUUGGGCGGUUGUGCGGAUGCAAUUCUCGCCUCUCGCGAAAUUGGCUCUUCUUCCAAAGAAAGUGACUUCGAGGUUCUCUGCGUUGUAGAUGGAGAUGAUGAACCAUCUGUCGACUCGGACUCUCACGCUAUUGCAACUGUUAAUGAAACACUUCCAGAAGAACCUCUGUCACCCAAGUGGCUGCGGAGUCGAAUCAUGGAACCGAGUGCCGCAGCAUUAGAGAAUGAACUGAAUUUUUCAGUUGAAGUGGAAUGAAACCGUUGUUCAAAUAUGCGAU